Amphimedon queenslandica is the source of this 1407-nucleotide messenger RNA. RefSeq lists its product as uncharacterized. Bases 200 to 1297 code for a protein of 365 amino acids. Gene Ontology annotation, molecular function: metal ion binding. The transcript has 2 exons. NCBI's taxonomy places the organism in Eukaryota, Metazoa, Porifera, Demospongiae, Haplosclerida, Niphatidae. The record is from RefSeq and is a predicted model, not a curated record.
AUUGGAGUUUAAGCCAGAGGGUUAAACAAGGUUAACUAGAAGGCUGUACUCUUGUAGUUAAUAUUAAUAGGUUAAUUAAUUGCUAGUUAUCAUCACUAGCAGGAAAGCAACAAGCAGCAACAGCUCAAGAGAUUCACUCAGUCUUUUUUCUUUGCGGCUUUUCCUUUUGAAUUUCUCAUUGGUUUGAAUUGCACAUCUGAUGUCUACUGAAGGGUCCAGGGAUGGCCACUCCGAUCCUCCAACCGGUGGCACGGGGUCUCGCGAGACAGAUGCUACACGGACUCCCGCGUCUGGCUCAGGUGCCACUGGCUCUGGCAGCUCAUCCGGCACUGCUCGUACUCUCCCGUCAGACUCUGGAGGUGGCGAUGGUACUGGUCCUGGAGGAGCUACGGGGACACGUCUGUCCGCCGAAGAGCUGAGGAGCAUCACAGAGGCAGUGAUCGCAGCCAUUCAUACAUCAGAAGCCUCAGCUCCAGGGACAGAAGGGUUGCCCGUGGACCCCAGUCUCACAUUAAGCAGUGGGGAUCUGCCACUUCAUAGCUCUGCUGCCAUGUCCGCAGUUAAAGAGAUAGCUGCUACGUCCUUGUCAGUGGCCUCAACAUGUCUGGUAGAUGAGGGUCUCCCUCCCAUCCCUACCAAGCUGGUCGAGAAAAUCAGGAGGUGGGAGUUUAUUGAUCUGUCCCUUUUACUACAUGACCCCUCCUCCAAGUCGGAGGAAUCUCUCGUCCAGCAGCAGGGGUCACAAAUCAUGAUAUUCCAAUCAGUGGAACAAGCUCAAAAGAGAAGGAAGCAGAUUACUGACAUAGUGUCAUGGAUAAAGGCCUUCUCCAUUUACUCAGCUGUCCUAGCAGCAGCAGAGGAGACGACCAGGGAAGAAGUGGUGGGCCUGUUAGCUCACAUGCAUCUGAUCACUCAGCUGUCGAGGGACUUGGCCGGGGGGAGGUGGAUAUCAUAUGACUCUGAAUUCAGGGCGUGGGCAGCUGCCAAAGGAGUACGCAAGUGGGGAGAGUUAAACAUCAUAAUUUAUGGCAGAUGUCUGCCAAUAUGGCGUACGCCAGGAGCUCCCCCUUCCCCAUCUCCCCCGUCAAGCCAACUUCCCUCUAGCAAGGGUCUCAGCUCGAAGAGACCCAAGUCAUCCCAAAAGGUCUGUUUCCAAUGGAAUUUCUCCUCAGUAUGCGAACGAGCCGAGUCAUGUCGGUUUAGUCAUGCCUGCUACUACUGUGGGGAUCCGUCACACAGGGGCUUGGACUGUGGGAAACGCAGUAGGAAAGAGAGGUCAGCCACCUCAUCAGAAUGAGGCAGGGGUCUUAAGCUGGUCAAGGAACAUUUAUCACAUUCAUUAGUCACUGUAUCAUAGUAUUUCCCGGAGGCUUUGGGCCCCUUGUUUAAAAAUAUUUGUUAAUUUUU